AUGGCUUCCGACAUAGUGACCAGAGAGCUGAAGAAGCCCAUCAACCUGGUGGAAUACCUUUACCGUCGUUUGUACGAGGUUGGAAUUCGCUCAGUCCAUGGGCUACCUGGUGAUUAUAACCUCCAAGCUUUAGAUUAUUUGCCCAAAUGUGGUUUGUCGUGGGUGGGAAACUGCAAUGAACUUAAUGCCGGCUACGCGGCCGAUGGCUAUGCUCGCAUCAAGGGAAUUUCGGCCAUGAUCACAACGUUUGGCGUCGGAGAGCUUUCAGCAGUCAAUGCGAUGGCCGGAGCAUACUCGGAAUUCGUUCCCCUAAUUCAUAUUGUCGGACAGCCCCAUACUGCGUCUCAAAAGGACGGCAUGCUUUUGCAUCACACCCUAGGAAAUGGAGACUACAGUGUGUUUGCCGACAUUGGUGCAAAAGUCUCCUGUGCGAUCGCGCGUUUGAAUGAUCCUGUCGAUGCUCCUACGUUGAUCGAUAAUGCUAUCCGAGAAUGCUGGGUCCAGAGUAGGCCGGUUUACAUUACUCUUCCCACAGACAUGGUAUUACAAAAAGUUGAGGGCCAACGACUCGAGACUCCAAUUGACCUCAGCAGAAAGCCUAAUGACCCGGAGAAAGAGGAGUAUGUGGUGAACUUAGUCCUGAGAUUGCUACAUGAGGCCAAGAACCCUGUCAUUCUCGUCGAUGCUUGUGCUAUCCGCCAUCGUGUGCUUCCAGAAGUCCAUGACCUUGUCACAAAAUCUGGCCUGCCUACUUUUGUCGCCCCAAUGGGUAAAGGCGCGGUCGACGAGACUCAUCCAAAUUAUGGAGGAGUUUAUGCAGGUGAUGGAUCUAAUGCCGGCGUGCGUGAAAGAGUGGAAGAGUCCGACCUCAUCCUCAGUAUUGGUGCUAUCAAGUCCGACUUCAAUACAGCGGGUUUCACUUAUCGCAUCGGCCAGCUCAAGACCAUUGACUUUCACAGUAAUCUUGUGAAAGUUCGCUAUUCAGAAUAUCCCGACAUCAACAUGAAAGGUGUCCUGCGAAAGGUGAUAGAGCGAAUGGGAAAACUGAAGGUCGGCAAGAUCCCACCUAUCUCCAACAAGCUCCCCAAACAGGAAUUAGAUUCGACCAAUCAAACUAUUACGCACGCAUGGCUGUGGCCCACCGUUGGCCAAUGGCUUCGGGAGAAUGACAUCUUUAUCACGGAGACUGGAACUGCGAACUUUGGUGCCUGGGAGACUCGGUUCCCCAAAGGCGUGGUUGCUAUCAAUCAGAUACUGUGGGGAUCCAUAGGGUAUUCUGUGGGUGCUUGCCAUGGUGCAGCAUUGGCUGCAGAAGAGCUCAAUCGUAAUCAGCGAACGGUGCUCUUUGUUGGUGAUGGAAGCUUCCAGCUCACUGCGCAAGAAGUGAGCACAAUGCUAAGAAAGAAACUCAAACCUAUCAUUUUCGUGAUCUGCAACGACGGUUAUACCAUCGAGAGAUACAUUCACGGUUGGGAUGAAUCUUACAACGAUAUUCAGCCAUGGAAACUUGUUGACAUCCCUCCGACUUUCGGCGGACAGCCGGGACAGUAUCAGACACACCAGAUCAAAACACGAAAAGAAUUGUUAGCUUUGUUUGCCAACGAGGAUUUCUCUUCCAACAAAUGCUUGCAGUUCGUGGAACUAUACGUGCCUCGAGAUGAUGCCCCAGCAUCACUCAAAUCAACAACUGCUGCCGCGGAAAAAAGAAACUCAACGUAA
Talaromyces marneffei is the source of this 1719-nucleotide messenger RNA. RefSeq lists its product as uncharacterized. NCBI's taxonomy places the organism in Eukaryota, Fungi, Ascomycota, Eurotiomycetes, Eurotiales, Trichocomaceae. The record is from RefSeq and is a predicted model, not a curated record. Bases 1 to 1719 code for a protein of 572 amino acids. The transcript has 5 exons. Gene Ontology annotation, molecular function: magnesium ion binding; carboxy-lyase activity; thiamine pyrophosphate binding.